This is a messenger RNA of Neoarius graeffei (lesser salmon catfish), 1448 nucleotides long. RefSeq lists its product as uncharacterized. The transcript is spliced from 2 exons. The record is from RefSeq and is a predicted model, not a curated record. Lineage: Eukaryota; Metazoa; Chordata; Actinopteri; Siluriformes; Ariidae. Gene Ontology annotation, molecular function: nucleic acid binding. Gene Ontology annotation, biological process: DNA integration. Bases 1 to 903 code for a protein of 300 amino acids.
AUGAUGUCCGACUUACCUCAAGAGAGACUCCAACCCGAUCUGCCGCCAUUCACCAACACUGGCGUGGACUAUUUUGGUCCCUUUAUGGUAAAGAGAGGAAGAUCACUGGUGAAAAGGUAUGGCGUACUAUUCACCUGCAUGACGAGCAGAGCCAUUCACAUUGAGGUAGCCAACUCAUUAGACACUAGUUCAUGCAUCAACGCUUUAAGACGCUUUAUUUGUAGGAGAGGCCAAGUAAAGUACCUUCGUUCAGAUAAUGGAACCAAUUUUGCUGGUGCAAAAGCAGAACUACAAAAGGCCUUCUCAACAAUUGACUCGGACAAGGUGCAUAGCACACUAAAAACAAUGGGCAUAGAAUGGACAUUCAAUCCACCAGGCGCAUCCCAUCAUGGAGGCAUAUGGGAAAGGCUCAUAAGGUCCAUAAGACAAGUGCUCUGCUCUGUUCUGAAACAACAAACGUUAGAUGAUGAGGGGUUACAAACUGUAUUGUGUGAAGUUGAAGCGAUCCUAAAUAGCCGUCCUCUCACUGCAGUCACCCACGACCCACAGGAUUUAACCCCAUUAACACCCAAUGACCUUCUGCUCCUUAAAGCCAGGCCCGUUCUCCCUCCUGGGACAUUCGAGAAGAGUGACCAAUACACCAGACGCCGCUGGAGACAAGCACAAUACCUGGCAAACAUCUUUUGGAGACGCUGGACGUUAGAGUAUCUACCCUUACUGCAAGAACGCCAAAAAUGGAACGUGAAGAAAAGGAACUUUCAGUGCGGUGAUGCAGUAUUAGUGGUGGAUCCAACAGCUCCAAGAAGUUCCUGGAUUCUAGGAAGACUAACAGAAGUCUACCCUGACAAAAGAGGAAUGAAGACUAUUGGAAAAAUGUUUUGUGGACAGAUGAGACCAAAAUAGAAUUUUUGGUUUAAAUGAGAAGUGUUGUUUGGAGAAAGGAAAACCCUGCAUUCCAGCAUAAGGACCUUAUCCCAUCUGUGAAACUUGGUGGUGCCUUUUUUGCUGCAUCUGGGCCAGGACGGCUUGCUGUCAUUGAUGGAACAAUUAAUUCUGAAUUAUACCAGCGAAUUCUAAAGGAAAAUGUCAGGACAUCUGUCCAUGAACUGAAUCUCAAGAGAAGGUGGGUCAUGCAGCAAGACAAUGACCCUAAGCACACAAGUCGUUCUACCAAAGAAUGGUUAAAGAAGGAUAAAGUUAAUGUUUUGGAAUGGCAGAGGCUCCAACUCUCCCGCCGUGGGCUGGAGAUCUCCUGCUUGAGGGAACAUUUUAGAAAAUCCUCCCGACCUCCCGCUGACAACAUAAAAAUCUCCCUCCCACCCUUACUACACAUGAUUAGUUAAAAAUAUAUAUAACUUGAUCAUGGCCGUAGCCAGCUAUGAGGCCCCCGAGGUCCGGACCUCGGUCAUUUUUAAGAGCUGAAAAUACAUUUGUAUGCUAAAUAUUCA